This is a messenger RNA of Penicillium brasilianum, 2879 nucleotides long. NCBI's taxonomy places the organism in Eukaryota, Fungi, Ascomycota, Eurotiomycetes, Eurotiales, Aspergillaceae. The record is from the annotation of a GenBank genome assembly.
UCGAAAUGAACUAGAAUUUUCUACGCCAUGCAAACAAGUCAAGCGCGAGAACUGGGCGAGCUGUCAACCUCUCUCUGCCACUCCCAUGUCCAAGUGACAGUCCUUUGGGGGGUUUCUCCGCGCCAGACAUUGCAAAUAGUGACUGCAUUACUUGCUUACCUAUCAUAAUACUUAGCCUGUCAGCCACAGCUCUCUCAACAUGACGCUCUUGACCAACUUGGUGGCAGCUAAUACAAACAUAUUGAGAGCUCCCCGGUGGCCUUUUCUGCUGUUGCGGGAUGACUUAUGUACACGCCUUUAAUGACGAUGCUUACCGAGCUGAACUACCUAAUCUAUGGGAACGAGCUCCCUCGUAUGCCCCCACUCCUGCUUACCCAGACCGUGAGUGAACGCCAUCAGUGAUCUGUCCUUCACCUAAUCCUGCGAACGUAGCUGAUGGAAGUGCAUGGAUGAACAAUCUGGGCCGGAUCUAAGAUCAGACUCGAGUGGAGGGGUAGAUUGAACACUUGAUUUGUGGUCAAGGAUACAAAGAAGGAUCGGACCCAACCGCCGAGAUCAGUUUGGGAAGAAGUAGAGGAAGCUAGUAAUCUUCUACGACGGAAGGCCGUGGCUGAAGAGUGAGGCUAGAUGACAGCCCCUGCAGAGUCAAGGCUGUUCUCAAGGCUGAAUCGAAGAAAUGGUGGCCUAUCAACAAAGCCACACCACCCCCUCGUGCGAAUUUGAAACCCCUCACCAACCCUUAUAUGCUGUCAUUCCAACCCCUAACUAUGAAAAACUCACCUAUGUUACCAGAACUUGCCCCUCACUUCUUUCAAUCCAAGAUCUCUGCCACGUCUUAACAAAAACUUGAUAUAAGGACAUAGACAUACCCUCCCUCAGUAUGGAAAAUAUCACUCCUGCAAAUCCUUCCCGACGUGGUCCAGAAGUUGAAGGUAACAUCAAAGUCGUCGACAAUAAAGGCUCGCAGCCUAUCAACCCUGAACCCUCGAAGAAGGUCUCCUUCGAAACCUUGAAAAACCCACACACAGCCAAUAUGCCCGCGUCGGGUAAUGUUGAGAUUCGUGCCCAGGGUACAGUGCAUGCCACUGUUCAUGGUUCAGCCACUGUUUAUGGCCCAGCCACUGUGUAUGGCCCAGCCACUGUGUAUGGCGAGGCCACUGUAUAUGGCGAGGCCACUGUGUACGGCGAGGCCACUGUUUAUGGCCCAGCCACCGUUCAUGGCCCAACUAUGUUCGAACCCCGAGAGCAUCCUCGCUCCGUGUUGAAGAAGACCUCGACCUUGAGGAACAUUCAAGCUGAUAUACGGAUUGGCCUCCGUGAGCUUCCUCGUCCAUUGCGAAAGGCGUUUUCUACCUUCCUCGACGAUGUGGUCUUCGAGGAUGAUGUCAUUGAGCAGUUUGAGCACCUUCGAAGCAACAUACAACUUCGGCAGAGAAGUGCUCAGGAAUUUCUCAGCUCAGUCGGGUCCCUUUUGGGAGAAGAUGACGUGGACACUGAUUUCAAUGAUGCUGGUAAUCCGAUGACCGAUGAUACAGGCCUGCCCGAGCUGCUUGAAGAAGCCAUGGUUCCGUCUUUGAAAGAUGAAAGGACUAAAGUGGAAAUCAUGGAGCAAAUUCGUAGGCUUCGAAAUAACCCGCAACUCCGGCAACGAACUGCCUCGGAAAUCCUCGACGUACUGGCGUUGGAAGAUAAAGAGGGAGGCCCCGGAAAUAGUCCAGCCAAUGAUUCCGGACAAGAGGACCGUCUUCCCACUUCCGCGCCUGUCGAGGGUAGUCAUUCAACCGAAGGCCUCCCACCGAGGAGCAACGAACGGUCACUUUCAGGUGGCGAUGCGCGCAAUGACCAUAGUCUGGCCGUCAACGAUACGCCCGUGGUGCAACCCCCCGAUUCACCGGAAAAGUUUUUCGACUGGGCAACAUACAAGGACCAUCAGCUUGACGCAAAACAAGAUAUCCUGGAAAACAAGCACCUCGUCACGCUAGCGCUCUACGAGUCCGUCAAAGUGAACGUUGAGGCGGGAGGUUUCAACAUCGGGCUAGAAGGCUUCGCGAAACUUAUUCGAAACUGGUUACACAAAGAAGACUUGUUGGCCUUCUACCGGUCGUUACCGCGUAUAAUCCUCCUACCUUUGGGUGAUGGAGAUGGCCACGUCGACAGGCAGCGUCUUGAGAAACUGGAUAUCGAAUUAUUCGACUCAUCGAAAUUCAAUGGCUCUGACAGGCGCUUAACUUCAAUUACUUAUGGAGACAGCAAAUAUGGGACUAUUACAGUCUUUGAAUUGACGAAGGGAGAUGACGGGACGCCGAAAACGAUCCGACCAAAGGCAGCGAUGAGAGAAGUUCCCAAGAUUAUACUGAAGAAGAUGGCUGAGGGUAUUAAAGGGGGAAGCAAGACGAUGCUGACGAUGCCUCAUCAUAAGAUCUGGGAGGUAACAGAGCAGAUUAAGAUCAAAAUGAGAAAGCUACCAGUCCUCAAACCGGAUCUGAGGACAAUCGACAACCACAACAGAGAUGAUUCGAUUGGUGACGCCUUGAAAGAUGCACUCAGCAUAGACGAUGAGACACGAUCCAGCAGGGUCAUCACGACAGUCCCACAAAUGAUUGCGAUGCUGCAUCAUAAGACGGAACUGAUUGAAAACAUCGAAUCGACGCACGUGACAACGCCCGUGAUAGAAGGAGAGAAUCUGCCGUGGGUGAGAAUGGUCGAUGCGCCAGACUUAAAUGGAUAUGCACAUAAUGGCGCUGGUUUUUAUGUCAUUGUCAUGGGGCCAGCCAAUGGAAAGUGGAUGGAAGCAAAGCUAGAGUGGAAGUAAACUUAAUCGCAGGCUUGUUCUUCUAGUUUUGCUACUGGAGGUAGGGUGCAAUAUUAAGCUAUAUGGG